Penicillium nucicola is the source of this 1065-nucleotide messenger RNA. RefSeq names its product isopenicillin N synthase family dioxygenase. The record is from RefSeq and is a predicted model, not a curated record. Bases 1 to 1065 code for a protein of 354 amino acids. NCBI's taxonomy places the organism in Eukaryota, Fungi, Ascomycota, Eurotiomycetes, Eurotiales, Aspergillaceae. Gene Ontology annotation, molecular function: dioxygenase activity. The transcript is spliced from 2 exons.
AUGGCCUCUACAAUGCAAGAAAUCCACCCAGCAUCUACUGCUAUAAACCAGGAUGAUCUCAUGAUCCCACUGAUUGACCUCAGUCCGUUCUUCACGGGGACACCGUCAGAUAAGCAUGCUGUCGCCCUGUCCAUUACGGAAGCAUUCAAGACAUCCGGGUUUCUCUACCUCAAAUCCCAUGGCAUUCCACCUUCCGUGGUAUCCCGAGUAUUUGCUUCAUCUGCUCGUUUCUUCGCCCGACCUCAGAGUGAGAAAGAUGAUAUGGGCUGGACGACCCCACAAUCGAACCGUGGUUACGUCGCCAUUGGGCGGGAGAAAUUAACCACCGUCGACGAGACCAAUGGCGUCGAUGAUCUGCGUGCUGCCGCCCCAGAUAUAAAAGAGACCAUGGAGAUUGGUCGCGAGGGAGUUGAGAAUCUCCCCAAUCGCUGGCCUGAUCACUUGGACGAUGAAGGGAAAGAAUUCAAGGAAACGAUGCAGUCUUUCUUCGAAAUGUGUAAGACGCUGCAUACACAGAUCAUGCGUGCCAUUGCGAUGGGAAUGAACCUACCUGAGCAUUUCUUCGACGACUAUGUCAAUGAGGGAGAUAAUACUCUCCGUCUACUUCAUUAUCCUGCAGUUAACAAGGAGGUCUUCAACAAGAAUCCUAACCAGGUUCGAGCUGGCGAGCACAGCGACUACGGCUCAGUCACCCUCCUUUUUCAGGACAAGCACGGUGGAUUGCAAGUACGAAGUCCUAAAGGGACUUUUGUCGAUGCAACUCCUAUUUCCGAUACUAUUGUCGUUAAUGCCGGUGAUCUGCUAGCUCGGUGGUCUAAUGAUACUAUCAAAAGCACCCGUCACCGGGUAAUCCAGCCGCCUGCGCCACCCAGUGAAGAUUCCACGGAUAAUACCUCGGGCGAAUACCCUGCUCGAUAUAGUGUCGCUUAUUUCUGCAAUCCCAACAGCACCAAACUUAUCGAAGCUCUGCCAGGAACUUUCGGCGAAGAUGUGGAGGUGGCGAAAAAGUAUGCGGAUAUAACUGCGGGUGAUUACUUGGUCCAGCGAUUGACAGCAACUUAUUGA